Molecule: messenger RNA, 1479 nt
Organism: Pseudomassariella vexata
Lineage: Eukaryota; Fungi; Ascomycota; Sordariomycetes; Amphisphaeriales; Pseudomassariaceae
Product: major facilitator superfamily transporter
Exons: 2
Coding region: 1-1434 (477 amino acids)
Biological process (GO): transmembrane transport
Molecular function (GO): transmembrane transporter activity
Source: RefSeq, a predicted model, not a curated record
AUGGCCGGCGGAAACGAGGCCUUAGUGCCGUCGGAUCCCAGAAAUAAUACUCAGCCGCUUGCUCAGUCCCGCUACACGGUCUGGACCCCGCAAGAACGCCGCCUCUUCGUCUGUGUCCUGGGCUACUUGGCGCUGGCCUCGUCACUGUCAGCUAACAUCUACUUCCCCCUAAUCGACGUUCUGGUCGAGAGAUAUGCUGUAUCGACGCAAGCUAUCAAUCUUACCAUUACGCUGUUUAUCGUGUUUCAGGGCGUGACGCCGUCCUUCUGGUCGCCCCUAUCUGACACAUGGGGCCGCCGUCCCGUUUAUCUCUGCACCUUCACCGUUUUCACCCUCGCCUCGCUGGGGCUGUCCAUCGUGGACCGCAACUACCCGGCCCUGCUUCUUCUGCGCGCCCUUCAGAGUGUUGGCAGCUCGGCCGUUGUAUCACUAGCUUACGCGAGCGUCGCUGAUGUUGUCGCUCCCUCGGAGAGGGGUGCCUACCUGGCGCCCAUGCUGAUGACUGUAAAUUUGGGCCCCUGCAUCGGGCCCGUUGUCGGAGGGGGCAUCGUGGUGGCGACUGGAGAUCCAAGGUGGUGCUUCCGCGCGCUACUGAUCUUUGGGUCGUCGGCUACAUUGAUGAUCGGGUGGAUCAUGUCGGAGACGAAGCGGUCCAUCGUAGGCAAUGGCGCCGUCCCCGCCAGGGGCAUAUGGAGGACAUGGUGGACUCUUCUGUGCCAUCCUUCCCAACCCGCUGCCGUCGCUCCGCAUUGUCUUGUACGCCGACGCAUUUCUCGUGCUCUGGCUUUCCGGGCCCCCCCGGCGCUUUGGUUCUGCGUUCAGACCUCCCUGGCGCCUAUCUUCGGCCUCCAAUACGGCUUUAAUCCCUUCGAGGUCGGGCUCUGCUUCCUGGCCGGCGGGGCGGGCGUCAUAGCCGCUGGCUUCGUCUCGGGGAAGCUUAUGGACUGGAACUACAAGCACGUGGCCCGAGAGGCAGGGCUUCCCAUCGAUCACGUCCACGGAGACGACGUGGAGCGUUUUCCCAUAGAACAGGCCCGAACCCGCGGUUCUAUUGUUAUCAUCCUUGUCUCUCUGUGCAUCGUCAUCGGCUACGGUUGGGUCAUCGAGGUGCGGACGCACCCGGCCGUUCCACUUGUAUUCCAGGCCUGUAUCGGGUGCAAGAGUGCCACUCUGCACCAGAUAUACGGCGCGUUGAUCGUCGACAUAUUCCCCGGCAGAACAGCCACGGCGGCCGCGUCCAAGAACAUUAUGAGGUGUACGCUGGCGGGUAUACUGGUGGCUGUGCUGGACCCGCUCGUGGGCGCGCUGGGUUAUGGCUGGGUCUUUACCCUGCUAGGCAUCUUCGAUGCUGCGACAUGUAUUCUGGCGGUUCUAGCACUAAACCGAUGGGGGAGAACAUGGAGGAAUAGACGGAAAGUAAAUCAAGAUGAAUAGAUGCAGAGGUUAUGCAUAGACCAGUAAUAAUGACGUAAUUACGCU